Molecule: messenger RNA, 1563 nt
Organism: Fopius arisanus
Lineage: Eukaryota; Metazoa; Arthropoda; Insecta; Hymenoptera; Braconidae
Product: transmembrane protein 185A
Exons: 5
Coding region: 228-1247 (339 amino acids)
Source: RefSeq, a predicted model, not a curated record
GGUGAAGGGGGCACAGUAACUAAUAUAAAUAUUUUUUAUUUUUGUGGCUCAGAUGUAACAAUAUCCUGCAAAUUUGCUCACUAAUUGAGCAGGACUUAUCGUGAGUCAUGAGGACUAUUUACACCUCGAGGUGUUAAUCGAAUUCAACGACUUGUUGAUUAACUCAUUUUCAAAGAGGAUUAGCCUAGAAUUCGCUGAGACAACCUCGGAUUUUCUGGGUUAUAAUCAUGAAUCUGCAGACACUCUUCCAGGAUUUUAAUCCUAGCAAAUUUCUGGUGCACACAUGUCUGAUGAUAUUUACAAUUCUCUUCGCACUUCGGCUCGAUGGGUAUAUCGAAUGGAGUUACUGGUCGAUAUUCAGCCCAAUAUGGUUCUGGAAGAGCAUGGUUAUCCUGGGGGCAACUGUGGGAAGUUACGUCUGGUUGAAGCAUCCCCACGCGAGACUCGAGGGCGAUGCCUACGUCCAUUACAAGGCGAUGUUAAUUACCCUGGCUCUUCACCUCAUUCUCCUCAUGUUCGAGCUACUGGUGUGCGAUAAACUGGAGUCCGAGAGGCACCUGUGGAUACUCGUCUUCAUACCCUUGAUUUUCAUAUCGAUUGUCUCCAUCGCAGUGUGCAUUUGGGCAGUGAAACACGAUCGUUCCUUCGAGCUCGAGCUCUUCUGCGCCGUGAAUGUCCUCCAGUUCAUCUUCCUUGCCCUUCGUCUGGACGGUUUCAUUGCGUGGAGCUGGGAGGUGGUGUUUGUCCCUCUUUGGGCUCUCCUCUGUCUCUCCCUCGUCGCUGUACUUUACACCAUUGUAUUUGCAGCUGUUCUCCUCAGGGCCCCCCAGGUGAACGCUCGUGUCAGGAGGACUUCCCUCAACUCAGCCCUGGCCUACACUUUUCUCGUUGUGCCAAUACUGGUAUUUCAAGUCUUACUGGCGAACAAAUUGGAUGGAGAUACUUCAUUUAAUUACACGACAGUCGCUGCACCUCUACUUCUCUCCCACGUGACACUAAUUUUGAUGUCUUUCGGUGCCAAAGGGGGAAAUAGAUGGUGGUUCGGACUGCGAAAAGACUUUUGUCACUUCCUCCUCGGCCUCUGUCCCCUCCUCCAGGAAUACGGAAACAUUUCUUAUCAAUCACGAACAGAUAGGGAUCAACCCCCAUCCGAGCCAAUGGUGUCGGAAAAAGGCGAAAAACACAUUAAAAAAAUCGACCUAAUGAAGCCAGUCGUGCCUAUCGUAUCCAUAGACCUACCAGAUUGAUAUUUAUCAGUUCUCUCUGCUCUAUCCCAUCGAUACCAAUUCCUGUUGAGUCGCACAAUGCCGUGACAGGCUCUUCUCCAUAGAUUCAUUUGACAAUCGAUUUAUGAAUCUGAAGACAGACUGAUUGAUGUAUUCAAUAAAACAUCACUAAUCAUUAAUUACGUCGAUUGAGUAGUGACAGACGGUCUUGAUGACUAAGAAUUUCAGUUCAGUCAUUUAUUUCGCGAUUAAUGGGGUUGUGCAUGAUAUUUUAAUUACAAACGUCAUGACCUUUUUUACCAAUGAUUUUAUCAACAAAUGAAAAACAUACUUUUUU